Messenger RNA from Lacerta agilis (Sand lizard), 2246 nucleotides. It is a transcript of the gene FASTKD4, whose product is annotated as transforming growth factor beta regulator 4. The coding region runs from base 146 to 2044 and encodes 632 amino acids. Lineage: Eukaryota; Metazoa; Chordata; Lepidosauria; Squamata; Lacertidae. The transcript is spliced from 11 exons. The record is from RefSeq and is a predicted model, not a curated record. Gene Ontology annotation, biological process: mitochondrial RNA processing; regulation of mitochondrial mRNA stability. Gene Ontology annotation, cellular component: mitochondrial matrix; ribonucleoprotein granule. Gene Ontology annotation, molecular function: RNA binding.
GCCGGUUGAGGUCAGGCCUGGCGGCGGCGGCGGCCCAAAAACCGAGCUAAAGCCGCAGGAGGCUCCCUGGAGAUGAGUUGAUGCCCACCCAGCGCUGCUCCCCUUCCCCUUCGUACUCCUCGCUCCCGGUGGUCCUCGCUACGAAAUGGCUGCCAAACUGAUGCACCGCUGGUAUCGGCUCUACAGGGUCUCGUCCCCCUUGUGCGCCCGAGCUCACGUGGUGUCCGUGGGAAGCAAGAUGGUGGUGGCCAGAGGGCCGCCCCAAACCCCUUCCGCCCCGUUGACGGCUUUUAGCCUCUCGAGGCCCACAGACAAACUCUCUGUCAAGCAGCAGGUGGACGGGGCGCCCCCCGAACGCAGCGAGUUGGAGGACAUCAUCAGCUCGGCGUCCACCACAGAGGAUCUCCUGCGCUUGGAGGAGCUUCACGCCGUCAACGCAAACCAAGCGGCCGUUAUAAUCUCCCGACUCUCCCGUCUAGUGGCAGAGAAAAAACUGGACCCCGACAGCAUCUUGCGGGAUGAGCGCUUCCAAGACCUGCUUCAGAUCAUACACAGGCAGGGGACUCGGGUAUGGAACACCGCUUUGGUGAGCCUCUUCAAGAGCCUCCAACUCCUGGGCCUGGAGCGGAGCAGGCCGGAGAUGCGUUCGGUGGAGCAGGAGGUGCGCUGGCGGCUGAGGCGGCUGACCUUCAAGAACCUCGCCUUCCUCGCUGAGCACGUGGCCACCAGCGUCCCCAAGGGGCACCCGAGCGAGCUGCUGAGCGACGUGCUGAAGCACCUUGAGCUGCGUUGGACGGAGAUUGCGGACGUCAGGACGGUGGUGAUGCUCAUGUCUAAAGUGGGGCCCCUCUCCCCAGUAUUGAUGGAGAGACUGGAGGAUAAGAGCCUGGAGUUGGCUGAGCAGUUCACCCCCGAGGACACUCGGAAAGUCGCUGUUGCCUUGGCAGUCCAGAACCGCCGGUCCAUCCCUCUUCUCCGCGCAAUCUCAUACCACUUGGUUCAGAAGCACUUCACUUUCAGCACCAGCAUCCUCCUGGACCUGGCUUUCGCCUACGGGAAGCUGGGUUUCCACCAGACCCAGGUCUUCCAGAAGAUCGCUGCAGACCUCCAUCCCCGUGUGCCGGAGCUGUCCGCUGGGGACGUGGUGCGCUGCCUGAAGUCCUUUGCUUACCUCAAGUGGCUCAACCUGCCCCUCUUUGAGGCCUUUGCGCAGCACACCGUGGACAACGCCGAGAAAUACUCCCUGUUCCACCUUAGCAACGUCGUCCUCGCUUUUGCUCGCUUGAACUUCCAUCCCAGCUGCAGAGACGCCUUCUAUAGCACAGUCCACAGAGGGAUGGACGACCACUUGGAUGACUUAGACCCCUACCUGCUUCUGGACCUGGUGUGGUCACUCUGCGUUCUGCAGCAAGCGAAGGCUUCCCACCUGCAAAAAGUUUUGGAGCCGGAGUUUCGCACUCGCUUCUUAGACGACCCCUCGGCGAGAGGGCACAACUACCAGCUCAAACUGAUCCACGUCAACACAGCCGCCUGCCUGGAGUGCGCCGACUACGCAGGGCCCCUCCUGCCGCCGGAAGCCCUGGGCAGCAAGCGGCUCCAGGGGGGCAGGAAGCUCACCCCACUGCAAAGCAGCCUCAGGGAGGUGCUGCAGGGGGUUGCGGGAGACCCGGCGAAAGUGCGCUUUGAGGUGGACACGGGCUGCGGAUGGCUGCUUGAUGCCGAGAUGGUGCUUAACGCAGACAACCAGCCCUUGCCUGUCGCAGACUUCACAGCUCCUGCCCAGCCCCAGUCCAAGGGAUCUCAACCUCUCCCUCCCGGGGCCAGAAGGCUCGCCUUCCUCGGAUGGGAGUUCCCAAACUUCAGCAACCGGAGCAAAGACCUUCUGGGCCGCUUCGUCAUGGCCCGACGCCACGUCCAAGCCUCCGGUUUCCUGGUUGUCGAUGUUCCCUAUUACGAAUGGCUUGACCUGAAGUCGGAGUGGCAGAAGACGGCCUACCUCAAAGACAAGAUGGGCAAAGCGGUGGCUGAAGAGAUGGCAAAAUAGAGAGAAAGAGAGAGAUACACACACACAAGGGCAGUGGCCGGAUUAACUGCUGGGAGGAAGGGAUUCUGCCUGUCCUUGUCAACAACCAUCUUUGCGAUGCUCUGAAGGGAAGUGGCCGGGAGCAUCUCUGGGCGCAUGGAGGGGGCCUCUUCAUCCAUGUAUAUAGAUGUGCAUUUGAAUAAAUGGUCUAUUGUACAGUCCA